AUGUCGACAACUGAAGCGAUUGUUCAUGAAUGGACUCCCCCGACGGUUUCGCUGGGAAGCGUGCCUUUGGUCACGCGGGCUCAAAGCGGCGGCCAAGAUAUUGAGGGCGACUUUCCACUGGAUCAGAUAGUAGUUGACCGCACCCAAGUCCACUCCUGUGACCGCUAUGGGGCUUCGGCCUGGACAGUUACUGCCAGAAUUAUAACCACCCUGGCAAAUGGGGAUCCUAAACUCUAUUUCCUCAAGUGUGCUGAAGAAGAUCAAGGAAGAGCUAUGUUGGAGGGAGAGUUCAAUUCCAUGGUUGAACUGCACAAAACGAGUCCCAAAUUUGUCCCAGAGCCUUACGCAUGGGGUCAACUUAGUGUCGCCCGCCCUGCCACGUAUUACUUCUUAUGUGACUUCAUCGAAAUGGACAACAAUGACCCAGAUCCCAUCCAACUCGCCACCAAACUCGUACACUUGCAUAAGACAAGUGUAUCUCCCACUGGCAUGUUUGGAUUUCACAUUGAUACGUGCCAGGGCAGUCUCCCUCAGCGAACGGCGUGGAACCCGAGCUGGGUCGACUUCUAUAUCCAGCUAGUCAAGGGGGCGAUGGCACUCAACACAGAAAAGAACGGCAAUUGGAAAAACUUGGAGCAGCUUGUCGAUCGGCUUAUUACGCAUGUAGUCCCUCAAGUGCUGGGGCCCUUGGAAGCCGAUGGUCGGGUUGUUAAGCCAACUUUGAUCCACGGCGACCUGUGGGAUGGAAAUAUUGGAACUAGCCUUGAAAAUGGGGAGCUUUACAUCUUUGACGCCAGCGUUUACUAUGCACAUAACGAGAUGGAGAUUGCUAUGUGGCGCGCAAGGUUCUGCAAGACGCUGAGCGCGAAGGUCUACCUCAAUUCCUAUCUCAACCGAAUGGGCAUCAGUAAGCCCGUUGAGCAAUUUGAGGACCGGAAUCGGAUCUACAGUUUCUACAUGACCUUACAUGAAUCAGCUUGCCAUAAUGGCUCGAGCUUCCGGGAAGAGUGCUAUGAAAACCUCAACUAUCUGGUCAACAAAUAUGCUCCACUUGACGAGGGAACUAGUUAA
This is a messenger RNA of Penicillium coprophilum, 1071 nucleotides long. RefSeq names its product Fructosamine/Ketosamine-3-kinase. Bases 1 to 1071 code for a protein of 356 amino acids. The record is from RefSeq and is a predicted model, not a curated record. The transcript is spliced from 4 exons. NCBI's taxonomy places the organism in Eukaryota, Fungi, Ascomycota, Eurotiomycetes, Eurotiales, Aspergillaceae.